Xenopus laevis (African clawed frog) is the source of this 1764-nucleotide messenger RNA. RefSeq names its product provisional ortholog of gamma-aminobutyric acid type A receptor subunit pi L homeolog. Gene Ontology annotation, cellular component: membrane; apical plasma membrane. The record is from RefSeq and is a predicted model, not a curated record. Gene Ontology annotation, molecular function: GABA-gated chloride ion channel activity; monoatomic ion channel activity; extracellular ligand-gated monoatomic ion channel activity. The coding region runs from base 224 to 1570 and encodes 448 amino acids. The transcript has 11 exons. Gene Ontology annotation, biological process: monoatomic ion transport; chloride transmembrane transport; monoatomic ion transmembrane transport. NCBI's taxonomy places the organism in Eukaryota, Metazoa, Chordata, Amphibia, Anura, Pipidae.
UAUCUCCUGCAGCUGUAAAACCCCAGCCACUGGCUGCAAUACUGAUCUAACAAAGCAGAAACAUAGUGAAAGCGACUGCAAACUCUCCAAACCAUCACUCCUCUCCCCGAGCAGAUUUUACAUUAAGGAUUACACGUUCAUAGCCUUCAUAGGUACAGUAUGUACAAGCUCCGUCCUUUGUAGGAAACACCCAGAAACCAUUAUUCCACCCUUCUGAUAGUUGAUGACUGCUGUAGAAUUGGAAAUUUUGCCAUUGCAGCUUCUAUUCCCAGAUCCAGCCAUGUAUUUUCCAUACAGAGAGAACACUGCGUACCUAUUAAUCAUCUGCAGUAUUAUGACAUGUUCAGCUGUUAAUGCAGAAGAAAAGGAAGGUGAAAUUCUGCCUCCAACAAUUCAAAAGCUCAUGAAAGGAUACAACAAAUACCUACGUCCCUUUUUUGACAACGGACCUGUUACAGUUGGAAUGAGCUUGGACAUUGCCAGCAUUGACACAAUAUCAGAAAUAAACAUGGAUUACACAGCGACUAUAUUUCUAAGGCAGCGCUGGACAGAUGAAAGACUUUGCUUUGAAGGAAACAAGAGCCUCAGUUUAGACGGUCGGCUGGUGGAAUUACUUUGGGUGCCGGACACAUUCAUAGUAGACUCGAAAAAGUCCUUCCUGCAUGACAUCACCGUUGAAAAUCGUCUCAUUAGAAUUUAUCCAAAUGGAACAGUUCUUUAUGCGUUAAGGAUAACCACAACAGUUGCGUGCAGCAUGGACCUAACGAAAUAUCCGAUGGACAAACAAACCUGUACUUUGCAACUGGAAAGCUGGGGUUACAACAUUAAUGACGUUAUGUUUUACUGGACAAGAGGAAAUGAUUCUGUUCGAGGGCUGAAUACUCUGCGUCUGGCCCAAUAUACGGUGGAAGAUCAUUACACAUCUGUGUCCGAAGCUGUGUAUGAAACAGGUCGUUAUCCAAAGCUGGUGUUCCAUUUUGACCUGAAAAGAAACAUUUUGUAUUUCAUACUUGAGACAUACGUGCCAUCCAUCCUGCUGGUUGUACUCUCCUGGGUGUCCUUUUGGAUAAGUCAGUCGUCUGUGCCAGCUAGGAUAUGCAUAGGUGUAACUACAGUCCUAACCAUGACAACACUUAUGAUGGGAGCCAGAACAUCUCUGCCAAAUGCAAACUGCUUCAUAAAGGCAAUUGAUGUCUACCUUGGAAUCUGCUUCAGCUUUAUAUUCGGGGCUUUGUUAGAAUAUGCUAUUGCUCAUUUUUGUUCUCUUCAUCAACCUCACCAGAAGAAUUCAACUGUAAAGAAACUGGUUGAUGAAGAUGACGCAGACAUGAAUGGUACAAUAACUGCAGUGUCCGGUGGACAAAACCACCAAAAUGAACCCGCAGAUGAAAGCAGGAAUGGCAAACAAAUAAAAAGACCCCGGGAUUCAGUUCUGAAAAGAUUGCUGUGUGUAUUUUACUGUUUUCACGUGCAAAACCCACACCACAUAGACAACUAUUCCAGAUUAUCUUUCCCGCUAUCCUUUAUGAUCAUAAAUGUUAUUUAUUGGGUGUAUUAUUUGUAUUUUUGAAGGAUACGGAAGACUAUUUGUGAUUAUGUACAGUGUCUGACGUGUUGCCAUGAACAAGAAUAUUCUCCAUUGCCUACAGUAUUAUAUUGGAUUUUUGUGUCCCUUGAGUAAUGUAUUGUAAGAGCCAUGAACAAGAAAACAUUGAACAGUCAAAAUAAAAGUGACAUUCUUUUAAAACGCACGUUUUCCUAUUA